AUGCGCGAAUGUAUCAGUCUACAUGUUGGUCAAGCCGGAACUCAGAUGGGCGAUUCCUGUUGGGAGCUCUAUUGCCUUGAACAUGGAAUACAACCUGAUGGCAAGGUCCCUAUCGACUCAACUAUUAAAAACGAUAACGAUUCUUUCAGUACGUUCUUCAGCGAAACUAGCUACGGUCGUUACGUCCCACGUGCUGUCUUCGUAGACUUGGAACCUUCAGUUAUUGACAGACUGCGGACGGGCUCUUAUAAACAGUUGUUCCAUCCAGAACAAAUGAUAAGCGGGAAGGAAGAUGCUGCUAAUAAUUAUGCCCGUGGUCACUACACAGUUGGUAAAGAGUUGGUCGAUGAGGUUCUAGAUCGUAUUCGGAAAUUAUCUGAAAGGUGCACAGGACUCCAAGGUUUCUUAGUGUUCCAUUCAUUUGGUGGAGGGACGGGAUCUGGUUUUACAUCUCUAUUAAUGGAACGUCUUUCCGUUGAUUUCGGUAAAAAAGCCAAGUUGGAGUUUGCUGUAUAUCCAGCCCCUCAUAUCUCAACAGCUGUUGUUGAACCUUACAACUCUAUUCUUACUACACAUACAACGCUAGAACAUUCAGAUUGUGCCUUUAUGGUUGAUAAUGAAGCUAUAUAUGAGAUAUGUCGACGAAAUUUGACUAUUGAUCGACCAACAUACAGCAAUCUUAACCGAUUAAUUGGACAAAUUGUUAGCUCUAUUACUGCUUCUCUUCGAUUUAGUGGUGCUUUAAACGUGGAUUUAAACGAGUUUCAAACCAAUUUGGUUCCUUAUCCCCGUAUCCACUUCCCAUUAACAACAUAUGCACCUAUUAUAUCAGCAGAAAAGGCAUUCCAUGAACAACUGAGCGUUUCCGAAAUUACCAAUUCAUGUUUUGAACCUGUCAAUCAAAUGGUCAAGUGUGACCCAAGAAAUGGAAAAUAUAUGGCUUGUUGCUUGUUAUACCGAGGUGACGUUGUUCCGAAAGACGUAAACGCAGCAAUCGCAAAUAUCAAAACUAGAAGAUCAAUUCAGUUUGUUGAUUGGUGUCCCACCGGUUUUAAAGUUGGAAUUAACUAUCAACCACCCACCGUUGUUCCUGGAGGAGAUUUGGCCAAGGUACAGCGCGCAGUUUGCAUGCUUAGUAAUACUACUGCGAUUUCAGAGGCAUGGGCUCGUUUGAACCGCAAGUUUGAUCUCAUGUACGCGAAACGCGCAUUCGUUCAUUGGUAUGUUGGUGAAGGUAUGGAAGAAGGCGAGUUUUCAGAAGCUCGCGAAGACCUGGCUGCUCUAGAAAGAGAUUACGAAGAAGUUGCUGCAGAUACUGUAGAUGCGCACUCCGAUGAUGGCGGAUUUUAAUGUUACUUGACUACUACUUAAAAUAUAUUUUUUUACUUGCCAGUAAAUUGCAUAUUUUCUCUUCCUAGACCUAGUGUUGGGAGCUGCAAUAGUAGUGGUAGUGAACGAGUAUUUUUUCAUCUGAGUAUCGGACGUUAGAGUUGCGGUUUUCAUUUAUUCCGUCGUUUGGAGGGUUGAGUGUUCUGUAUGGUUGGCUGGUGGUUUAGGUCGGAACGUACUAGUGUUUCAGAUGUAGCAAUCUAACGUGGCAUUGGGUUGAUUAUCUAAGGCACUUCAUGAUAAUGAGGGUGGUAUAUUUUGCGUGAGUUUAGGGUUAUUAUAAGAUUCUGUGUUAGUAUUUAUUUCCACCUGUGACGUUUCAUGCGUCCUAAACCUCGUCCUAUGGGCUCUCU
This is a messenger RNA of Schistosoma margrebowiei, 1742 nucleotides long. NCBI's taxonomy places the organism in Eukaryota, Metazoa, Platyhelminthes, Trematoda, Strigeidida, Schistosomatidae. The record is from the annotation of a GenBank genome assembly.